AUGCCUUCUUUAGCUGAAUUUAACGCACUAAAAGAUGAGGUUGAUAUACUACAUCAGUUGGUUGGUGUAUUGCUCACGUCCCAGGGAAAGACAUCCACUCCUGUAGACAUUAGUUCCAAUAGUAAGAGAGACAGUUGCACCAUAGCUCAGCCUUCUCAUCUGAACCUUCCUGAGUUUUUGGCAAAUAGUCCAGAUCGCCGUGUGUUUGCAAUUGGUAUAAUGUAUAAUCUCCCUGGGGGCACUAUACAUAAUGUGCCAAUUCCUUUAGGCCACGUACGAGUUUGUCUAAAAGUUUCUUUGGAUGACAACUAUCAGCUGCCCAUUCCCACGGAGGAUGUGAUGAUUGUAGGAGAUGCAUUGGGCACCUUUGUUGCAUGGCCCACAGCCCUUACAAGGCCAAUAUUUAACAAAGAUAAGUCCAAGGAAAAAUACUUCCCUAGCAAACAAUUAACUGGCCAUGAGUCAAAGAUUAUCGCACCUCCCCUGCUUCAAAAGAUGGAGCCUCAAUUGUCACAUAAAUUCCUGACUUCACUAAGGGCAUAUACUGACAUGCAAAGGAGUAUUCAUGAUUUUAUUGCUGUAGAUGUCCCAUUCGAGCAUGGCAUGUAUGACAGAGAUCAUACCAAUCACAUAACACUCGAAGUCGUAGAUGAAGUAAUCCACCGUGGCAUGAUUAGCACGACCGUCAUGGAUUUUUAUUUGAGGUUUCUUUAUCAUACACUUGUCGUGCCCCGCAACCUUACUAUGAUAUUUGCCUGCAUUUGUCCUUAUGACAUUGUUGCUUUCCGUGACAUUCGAAACUCUGAUCAUGAAGAUCAAGCAAAGCGGGAUUAUUGGAUGCUGAUUGCCCUUGAUCCGGCUGAAGAAAAAUAUGAGAAAUUGGCCAUCUAUUACUUGUGUUCUGCUGGCGGACAACCGGAUUCGGUGGACUGUGGAUAUUGCGUGAUGAGAUUCAUUAGGGACAUCAUCACUCACGCCAAGACUUCAAUCCCUACCAAGUAUUAUGAUGAUGCUUAUUGUGAAGAAUUUGGGGAUGCUCACAUCAAUGAAGUCGUGGAAGAGUGGGGGAUUGCUUAA
Prosopis cineraria is the source of this 1077-nucleotide messenger RNA. RefSeq lists its product as uncharacterized. The coding region runs from base 1 to 1077 and encodes 358 amino acids. The transcript is spliced from 8 exons. Lineage: Eukaryota; Viridiplantae; Streptophyta; Magnoliopsida; Fabales; Fabaceae. The record is from RefSeq and is a predicted model, not a curated record.